Canariomyces notabilis is the source of this 1065-nucleotide messenger RNA. RefSeq lists its product as uncharacterized. The coding region runs from base 1 to 1065 and encodes 354 amino acids. Gene Ontology annotation, cellular component: plasma membrane. NCBI's taxonomy places the organism in Eukaryota, Fungi, Ascomycota, Sordariomycetes, Sordariales, Chaetomiaceae. The transcript is spliced from 3 exons. The record is from RefSeq and is a predicted model, not a curated record.
AUGGACAGCGGUGACCAAGGAUCGUCCAAGGGCAAGUCGCCCGACCAUUCCGACACCAAUGGAGGCUUCCGCCCUCAGGCCAACAUGGCUGCUGUUCAACCUCCCAAGCCAGAGGAUCUGCAACAGAGCUACGCUAGCAUUGUGGGCAACGAUGCUAAUCCGAAGGGAUGGUACGGAACUAUGAUAAAUGGCAUGGGCGCCAUCAUCGGAACUCUGGGCGCGAUCCCCUGCUGCAUCUGCUGCCCGAACCCCUACAAGAACGUGAACCAGGGCAACGUUGGUCUGGUCACCAAGUUUGGCAAAUUCUACAAGGCCGUCGACCCGGGUCUUGUCAAGAUCAACCCCCUUAGCGAGACCUUGAUUCAGGUGGACGUCAAGAUCCAAAUCGUCGAGGUCCCGAUGCAGGUGUGCAUGACCAAGGACAACGUCUCGCUGCAGCUCACAUCAGUCCUUUACUAUCACAUCGUCUCACCGCACAAGGCCGCCUUCGGCAUCUCCAACGUCCGCCAAGCGCUCGUCGAGCGGACCCAAACCACCCUCCGCCAAGUCGUCGGCGCGCGCGUGCUGCAGGAGGUCAUUGAGCGCCGCGAGGAGGUGGCGCAGAGCAUCGCCGAGAUCAUUGAGGACGUCGCGGCAGGCUGGGGCGUGCAGGUCGAGAGCAUGCUCAUCAAGGAUAUUAUCUUCAGCCAAGAACUGCAGGAGUCCCUGUCCAUGGCCGCGCAGAGCAAGCGUAUCGGAGAGAGCAAGAUCAUCGCCGCCAAGGCUGAGGUGGAAUCGGCCAAACUCAUGCGCCAAGCAGCAGACAUCCUCUCGUCUGCGCCGGCCAUGCAGAUCCGCUACCUCGAGGCCAUGCAAGCCAUGGCCAAGAGCGCCAACAGCAAGGUCAUCUUCCUGCCCGCCGCCAACCAGACGAUGCCCGGUCCAGCGGCGUUCCAGGCGGCUCUUGCCAACGGCGGCAACCCGUUCGAGGAAGGGGGCAGCAGCUCCAACGCCAGGACUGACUUUGGGAGCACCGACCCGACUUUUCAGCAGGCCAUGAACGCCCGCGUGAUUGAGAACAUCUAA